AGGUCCAAGAGUUGUUGGCACAAGUUCACCUCUCCCUUGCCUGCUUCUGUACUUUUGUACAUAUUAUUUUGUUAUUUAUUUAUUUGUCAUCAUAUCAUUGAAAGUGUGAGGUUGGUUUUUACAAGUCUAUAUAUUGGUAAUGGGAAUGGUCUAAGGAUCAACUUAAAUAUAUUUCCCUUUCAAAUAUAGUACUCAACCCUAAAAAUCUCAAAGCAUUUCUUCUUGAACUGCAAUGACAAGGCCCGAGCAAUCUCUUUCUCUUCCCGGAUACUUGCAAGAAAAUGAAACCUCCCAAGAAUUUAGAGACUUGAUAGUCUCCAUACCCACUGAGAAGGGCUGGAUUGCAAAUCAUCUCCAUCAAUACCAAGGUUUUUGGCACACAACUAGGCAACUUCAAGGGGUUCUAGCUUGCCAAAAACACUUUCAAGCACAAGAUGGCGAUAUCUUUCUUGUCACCACUCCUAAAUCAGGCUCUACUUGGUUAAAGGCGGUGAUGUUUGCCUUGGUGAAUCGGGUUUCCUUUCCUGACACUAAACAACACCCUUUGCUCACUAACAACCCUCAUGCUCUUGUGCCUUUCUUGGAGAUGGAAUACAUUGGCAAAGAGAAUCUUGACUUCACCAACUACACUUUUCCUAGGCUGUUUUCAACUCAUCUCCCACUCUUGUCACUUCCCAGAUCUGUGGAGGACUCUGAUUGCAAGCUUGUUUACUUGUGUAGGAAUCCUAAGGACAGUUUCGUGUCCCUUUGGCACUUCACUAACAAGUUGAGACCCAUUGAUUGGGGUGCUAGUUCACUUGAAGAGACCUUUGAUAAAUUUUGUAGGGGAGUGAAUUUGUAUGGGCCAUUUUGGGACCAUGUUUUGGGUUAUUGGAAGGAGAGCCUGGAAAGGCAUCAUAGGGUAUUUUUCUUGAAGUACGAGGAAAUGAAAAGGGAGCCCAGGAUUCAGUUGAGGAGACUGUCUGAAUUCUUGGGGUGUCCAUUUUCCCUCGAAGAAGAGAAUAGCGGUGUCUUGGAUGAAAUUUUGGAGCUGUGUAGUUUUGAAAACCUGAGCAAUUUAGAAGUGAAUAUUAUCGGAAGGCUGCAUUCAGGAGAGGAGCACCAGGCCUUUUUUCGACGAGGCGAAGUUGGUGAUUCCAUGAAUUAUCUCACGGCUGAGAUGGUGGAAAAAAUUGACAUGAUCACUGAGCAGAAGUUGCAUGGUCAUGGUUUAAAGUUCUAGUUCGUUCUGAAGGCCGCACCAUCUUCCUUUACUGUUUAUCAACAUGCAUCUUUUGUUGGUAAGCUGAGGUCAACAUCUAGGCGCCAUUUAUCAUAUGUUGCACUAUUACUGUCGAUCACAACUGGCAGCAAUAAUGGCAUGGGCAUUGUACGCUGCAGUACCGAUGAGGGAAGCGUGAGCACCGAGCAGAAUAUGUCUUUAUCAAGGUAGCUUGCACGUGAUAUUCGGGGGUUUUAAUAUAUUUGAUUUGUUGAGUGCUACGUCACCAAACUUAUUAACGUAUCCCUACUGAGUUUCCUGCCAUUGCUCUAUGCUUUGUAAUCUUGCUUGUUUACAAUUAUUUUUAUGACCCAGUUUGUGUUGGUUACUACAAUUUCUUGGUGUAAAAUGGACGAUCCUUUAAAUGACAAGUUUAUCACUGAAGGGAUUAUUUUAGAA
Messenger RNA from Populus nigra (black poplar), 1660 nucleotides. Its product is annotated as cytosolic sulfotransferase 12-like. The coding region runs from base 233 to 1222 and encodes 329 amino acids. Gene Ontology annotation, cellular component: cytoplasm. Gene Ontology annotation, biological process: sulfation. The record is from RefSeq and is a predicted model, not a curated record. Gene Ontology annotation, molecular function: sulfotransferase activity. Lineage: Eukaryota; Viridiplantae; Streptophyta; Magnoliopsida; Malpighiales; Salicaceae. The transcript has a single exon.